AAGAUUGGUCCCUCUCCCCCUCUCUCUCUCCUCUCUUUCUUAAAAGUCUAAAAACACCUUUUGAUGAGCUUUUGCUUGACAGAUUUCCCAAUAAAUAAACCCUUCUUAACCUUUGACCCUUCUCCUCUUUCAAGGUUUCCUCUCAUACUUUCACUUCUCCAUUGAUCUCCACUCACUAAACCAAACAAUACAAUGCAGCAAACCCACAAAUUCCCCUCUAUCAGCUGAGGAACACAAGAAUUAAAUUAUCAUUAAUAAAUCGUCAUACGACAUCUACAACAAUCUCCCCAUUUGACCCCCUUUUCUUUUCUAAACUAAAAAUGGGUUGUUGUCUUAGUACCCAUGAAAACAAACACAUCCCAAAACAUCAUCAGAACAACCACCACCACCCACAUGAUUACCACCACCCCACUGUUUCCAAAUCCCCUCCAAGAGCUGAAGAAGAAGCUGUCAAAGAAGUCCUCUCUGAAACCCCAAAGCCCAAGCCCAGGCCCAGGUCCAGGCCCGAAAGUCCAGCUCGAGUGGGCCUUGUAGAUGUGGAUGAUGAUACAACAAAGCCCAAGCUCCUCCUUCUCACUACCCCUACUAAAAAGGUGUUCGGGUACCCGGACCCAUGUACUACUACUCCAGAAGAGAUCUCUGAAGUGUCGGAAAUGUGUAGCGUCAGUGAGAGUAUUUCCACAAAUACCCUCAAAGAAGAUGAGUUCAUAUAUUCAAAUAAUAAUAAUAAUAAUAGAGAGUCGACCGUUGCUAAUAGUACUACUAGCAGUGGUGAGAUUCGUCAACGAGUGUAUAGAUCUCAAGGGUACAAUGGUCAUUUAAAUCAUUUCCAACAACACCAAAAUCAGCAACACCAGCAACACCACCACCAACAACAGCAACAACAACAGUAUAAUAAGAAUCAAGGGAGAUCGCCAGCAAGAAGAAGGCCCGAGCCCUCGCCGCCACGUAGGCGGUAUCCGGGCUCAGGUGGGACCCGGAAGGAGCUAGUGGGGGAUAAUUCGGGCCGGAGAUCACAGUCCCCGGGAAUGCGGGCCAAUGUGGGCCGGAGCCCGUCGGCUAGGAGGACUGGGCCGUCGCCGGGCCGGGUGAGGAUGGUACAUGGGCCCGACAACGGGAGAAAGAUGGAGGAAGAGGAGGUGGAGGUGGUGGAUAAUGAGGAGGACAAGAGAGAGAGUGAUGAGUGGGAAGGUCCAAAGGAGUCACUUGAAAAUCCACUUGUUUCUUUGGAAUGCUUCAUAUUUCUCUAGAUUAUUAUUGCAAUUUGCAAAGAAUGCAAAUAGUAUGGUAAUUUUAGGUAGUUGGUUUGCUUCAUCUAAUUCAUUCUGUUUUUUCUUCUAAUGUUUAUUUGCACUUUUAAUUGUAAAUGUUAGUAGUAAUUAGUAAUUAGUAAUUAGUGUUAGAAUGUGAUCUCAAUAGGGGGUUCAUCUUGUUAUCUAACUGUUUAAUAUUCAAUCUUAUUAUACCUCUCCCAAAAUUAACUUCCCAAA
Molecule: messenger RNA, 1490 nt
Organism: Beta vulgaris subsp. vulgaris (sugar beet)
Lineage: Eukaryota; Viridiplantae; Streptophyta; Magnoliopsida; Caryophyllales; Amaranthaceae
Exons: 1
Coding region: 321-1250 (309 amino acids)
Source: RefSeq, a predicted model, not a curated record